Molecule: messenger RNA, 3672 nt
Organism: Amblyraja radiata (thorny skate)
Lineage: Eukaryota; Metazoa; Chordata; Chondrichthyes; Rajiformes; Rajidae
Gene: ccdc57
Product: coiled-coil domain containing 57
Biological process (GO): microtubule nucleation; centriole replication; cilium assembly
Cellular component (GO): centriole; centriolar satellite; spindle microtubule
Source: RefSeq, a predicted model, not a curated record
UCACCGUGUCCAUGGCAACGGCAGGAGGCGGCGCCGGCGGCGGCGGCCUGUUUAAACGGGCUUGGAGUUAAGAAGGAGAGGAAUUGCAAUUGGAACUACACGGCAGUGAAAGGUGCUACGGCUGAAAAUGCUUCAGGAAAAUGAUAGUCUUGACGAACUUCUUGCUCAGAAGGAGCAGGAAUGGAAAGGCUUGCAAACACAACGCAUCCAAUCAUUGGUUGCUGCACUUCAAGAUUCACAAACAAAAUUCAAAGAAGAAAAAGAAAAGUUUAACAUCCUGAAAGAGGACUUUAUGUUCAACCUAAAAGUACUGGAGGAGCGAGACCAAGAUUUGGAACGGUACGAUGCAAUGUUUGCUCAAUUAAAGGUAACAGAAAGUUGUAAGCAAGCGGAAAUCAGCGAACUGCAAAUUCAGAUUGACAAGUUGCAAAAUAUAGUUGCGAAUGAGUCAAGGACACGGGAGGAACUGCAGUUUCAGUACCAGCGGCAAUUAAAGACACAUCAACUGGAAAUUGAGAAGAUUCGCAGUUCAAAAGACUCCAAAAUUAAUGGUCAGCAGGAGAAGUAUAGGAAACUAACCCAGGAGCUCGAGCGCAAAGUGCGAGAAGUGGAGGGACAGCUUGCUUUGCAAAAACAGGAGUUGUUCGCAGAAUUUGAUGCCGAGAUGAGACAUCGAGAGCAUGACUUCACACUUCGAAGAGAUGAAAUGAGUAACCUGGUGCUCAGCAGUAAGCUGAAGGUGAAACUUCUGUCAAAAGAGUUGGAACUCCUGAGGGAGGCGGGGAUAAAGGCUGCAGAAUCACUUCAUGUGGCAGAGAAAACAAACCAUCAAAUGUCAAAACAACUUCAAAGAAAAGAAUUUGAAUUAAAAGAUGUAGAAGCCUUAAAAGAAGCCAGGAUAAAAGAACUCGAGGACAAAGUCAAUUGCAUGGAAAUUAACUUGAAAAACGAAGAAGAAAUGUUCCAACGCAAACAUUCUGAACUAGAUCGCCUUGCUCGUGAGAGAGAUGCAAAGCUCGCUACUGCAAAGCUAGUACACACAGAACAGAUCAGGGAACUGAACCACAAGAUGCGGGAAUUGCAGAUAGGCUUGGAGACGUUUGAAGCGGAGAAACGACGAAUGGAAUGGAGCCAUGCAGAUGCCACAAAGGAGAAGGAGGAUGAAAUUGAAAAGUUGCGUGGAGAGCUUUCGACAAUGAAAGUUGGUUGGGAUGGUCACAUCGCACAGAUCUCCAAGGAGACUGUUGCCAAGGACAUACAAAUUAAAAUGUUGCAGGACCAGGAUUCCAAGCUGAGGGCUGAGAUGUCAAGGCACAAAGAGGCCGUGGAAAAGUAUAAGCAGCAACUUGUCCAAGCAGCAGAGAGGGAGCGGAGUCUGGAGCAAAUGAAAGUACAAGCAGAGCUAGAUUGGCAGCAACGCUGUGAGAAGAUAGAAAGAAGUCAAUACUUGAAGUCGGAAGAACUUAUCCAAACCCUGAGCCAAGCACGGAACCAGAUUACAGCAGAACUCCAGGAAAAAGAGCGCAAACUACAGGAGGUGGAGACAUUGGUUCGGGCACUGAUGCUAGAAAGAGACCAUGCAAUAGCUGUACUGCAGAAGCAUGGUGUUUUACCAGAACGAGAUUCUCAGGUUACAGAACCUGUGAGACGAGACAGAGAUGAUGAUGGUUUCCCCUCAGAUAUCAUUCAGAACCUCCAACAGCAGAACUUAAACCUGAGAACAGUCAUCACCCAGAUGAGGAAGGAGAUGGAAAGCCUGAGCGAGCAAAUCCCUGCCAGUCAAUCCACAGGCAAACUACUUGAUGACUCGGGAUCACUCAGGAGCCACAAAGAAUCGCCUAAAGCUGUCAUAACACCAGAAUAUACAAAAUCUCUGGAAGGUGAAGUUCAUGAACUGAAGCAGAAGUGCAGAAAGUUGGAAGAACAACUGGAGGACACUUCAAGAGCUUCAGGCAAGAUCAAGAGGCAGCCUUCAGGCCUCCCAGUUACUGCAGACAAUGCCUAUCUCCAAAACCACACACGCACUUUAAACGAGACUAUAGGUGGCCUUCGUGCUGAAAAGAUCUCAAUAGCUGCUACGGCUAAGAAGUAUGAAGCCAGGAUUGUGCAUUUAGAUUCCAUGGUAACACAGCUCACGCAACAGACACGUCAGAAGCAAGUUGAAAUCGACCAACUACGAUAUGAAUUAACCAGUCAGCAACAGAGGACCGGGUCCGAGAUGUUAAGACUAAAUGAACGAAUUGCUGAAUUGCAGUUACAAUUGACGGAAACACGCAGAGAGGCAGAUGAGUACUUCAAGGGUAACCUUCAGCAAAACCUGGAAACUGUUGCUUUAGGCAAUGAGGUAUCGGCUCUGAAGCUGGACUUGAUGACUGGCCAUGUCCCAGUGGUUGUCGAACAGGAUGAACUUGUCAAGGAGCUUCAAGGAGAAAUUCUUCAACUGCGGAAACAGCUGAUUCAUUCAAAAUCGAGUAACAACCCUUUGCAAUGGCAAAACCCGACCGUAUUGGUUUUACAAGCCAAACUAAAGCAGGCUGCCCGCUACAUCAGUCAGCUGUCCCGCGACAAACAGCAGUUGAUCGAGAUCGGCAACAGACUCCGCGCAGAGCUGGUUAAACCUGGAUUACCAGCUUGUCGCCCCUCUGUCACAGUGAGCCUUUCAGACCUACCUUCUCAGUCACCAAGAGAGCUGGCAGAGGAAGCACAGAAUCGGCUGUCUGCUUUGGAACGUUUGCAGUACCAGCUCACUACCCAGGAAUUGCAAUAUGCACAGCUGAAACAUUUUAAACAAGUUCCCAUGCAGCAGAAUUCAUCAGGGAGUGAAAACGGCCAGAAUACUGAUAACGGGAAAACCACAACAGGAGAACACAUCACAGAUAAGGACUAUGCAGUGGCCGCCGUGAAAACUGGACUCAACAAAACUAAGGAAUGUGAAUUCUUAGAAACUGGUCAAUCACAUCCAUUCAGACCAGAAUCCAGCCAGUCACUGCCCAUGAUGCGUAGUCCACCCACUCAGUCUGAGCAUCUCAUGUCAUCCUACGGAGCAGACAGUUCUAUUCUAGGGAUCUGGAAGAUGUUGGAGACGGGACCCAGUCCUCCUCUAUCCACUCCACACAGCAACACUGAGCCAGAUGUCAAUGAUGCCGGUGGCGUAAAUCCUGGCAAUAACAUGGGAUCAGUGCUGUCAAUACAGGAUAAUGUUGCCAUGAACAAAAUUGGAAUGGACUCAAGGUUCACCCUACAGGGAGCUAAAGCUGGCAUACAGAGCAAGACAAAAACCUAUCAUCCCACGGGUCCAGUAACAAAACUGAAACAUUCAACAAAAACUGCAAAGAUUAGAAACUAUAAUCUCCUUGACUAAAAACUGUGUGAAAGUAAAACCUGAAGCAAACAAUAUAAGAUUUUUAACUAACAGAAUGGAUAGUUUUCCCAUGCUGAACAUUUUAUAAUGUUCCCAGCAUCAGUAACUGAGGAUGUGUGUUUAGAAAGACAGCUUUAGAGGUGAGGCACAUGCUGAAUGAAUCGGUGAGAACAAGCACAUUGCAAUUGCAAAAAUAUCAGCCCACCACAAACGUGAUGUAUUUCUGAACAGAGUAUUAAAGGAUUCUCACAAAAUGCUGCAGUAACUCAGCAGGUCAGGCAGCAUCUCUGGAGAGAAGGAAUAGGUGAAGU